UUUAGUACAUAUUCGGUCGUCGGUGCAACAAGACGACGCUUCUUCGCUGCUGUGGCGUGGUUGCCGCCAUGAGAAAGAGUGAAAAAAGCCAGCGACAGCAGCAACUACAAAAAGAAAGUGGAGUAAGUGCCCCCUAUCGCUCUACCGAUACACCCGCUGCAGCGCCAGCGUCAGAGCCAGUGAGUGGUGCAUUUACGCAGCUGCAAAUAGUAGUGUACGCCGGCUGUAUCUAACGCGUUCGUUGAACUCGAAGUCGAAAACAACUGCGACAGUGCUUGCAGCACUGCACACAAGCACGAAAGAAGUUUUUGACUAUUAUUUACCCCGCUUCUGGGUGACACGAGCAAAGACAAUUAUUGAAUCGAUUUCUGGGUCAGCCAAGACAGUUGUUAUCAGAGACCUUUGGUUGAAAAGUUUUGUAUUAUUUAAAAACAUAAGGAUUUAUUUACAUACCUAAUCUUUUAUAUACAUGUACGUGAAAUUAAUUCGUUGGACUCUUGAUGCAUGUAUCACAGUUCAAUAUUCUCGCUUCAGUACAUUUUACAUGCACCAUUACUCACAGCACCGGCCAAAAUGAUUUGCCGGCGAGUCGCAUAUUGUAUACCCUAGACAAGCAAGAAAAAACGUCUUGCUAUGAGCAGCAUAAUACGGCAUUCGCAAGACGCUAAACGAAACUGAUUUAAACGGUAUCAAAAAGUGGCGCCAAUGGUGAGGCCGACUCACAAUUAAAUUUGUAUUCAUAGACUGACGCUUUCAACAGAUAAAGCGGUUCGGUUGCCAAAACAUGAGACCCGCAAUCAGUCAAAGUAAAAAGAAGAUAAAGAGUGAAUAAUAACGUAAAGAUUGCGCAUCCGUACUGUCCGCCCGACCGCCUUAAAUCUAGUGCCGAUCCAAACUUCCGCUAUGGGUUCACCCACUCGCUGAUAACGCACGAAUUUCUCAGAAAGUUCUGUAGUGUUGAAGCUGCAUCGGAAUAAUUGCAAAUCGACUGCCCAGUUUCGGUUUGUAUUGCCUUUACUCAGCAGCUCGCCAUGCCACUUGCUCUUCCCCCAUUCCCUGACUGGGUCGGCAUAUACCCGGACCGUCAGAUCUCCGGGCCGUCGUUGAAGUCAGACGACUAGUCAUUCGGUCAGAACUCGAGCAGGCUGUCAGUCGUGCAUGUACUGUGUACUGCUUUCCAUCAAUUGAAAAUCUGAGUUUGUUUUCGGGCUGCGCUCAGAGACUACGAUCGCGCAUUUCGUAGGGUAAAUGAAAUUAAUUUAAAAAGUUCUUCGGUCAGUUCGGAAUUUGUUUCCAGAACGAAGGGAGGGCGCUUUCCGUGGUCCCAGAUACGCGUAAGUAAUUUUUAGAAAUGCAAAUUACCGCUUUUAAUUAACUUGAAUUGAGGUAGCAAGCAAACGACACAUGAGUUGAUGAUGAGUUUAUCAAACUGGUUUAAGCCAAAAAAACGUACUGCCUUCUCUUGUACUGUUAACCAAUUAAUUUCUAGUGUAUAGUGCAAAUAAAACUGCGCCUUAAAACGAGGAUUCCAGAUUUCGAACGAGCACCUUAAAAGGUUAUCUUUAAAAGCAAAGCAUUAUGUGAACGGUAAACAGAUCAAUUCUUAUAAGCGAUUUUAGUGCGAAGUGAAAUUAUUGAAUUUCUUAUCAAAAAAUCACCAUUUUCCUUCUCAAGGAGCAAUGACAUCGAUUCAAAACAACAACGAAGUCUAGAAAUAUUAAAAUGGAAACUGCCAGCAGCGUAAAAGGCAGUACAACCUCCCAAAUCAGCUCCCUUCAAUAUAGCAGCGACAUUAACGCCGAUAGCCUCGAGCCCGAUCAAUCUGAGGACUUUCAAACAGUCCUCGGCCUCAAGUAUUUGCCAUCCUGGCCAGCGGUAAAUUUGCAGUUUUCGGAACUAUGUUAUGUGGUUCCCGACCAGACCAAUGCUUCAAAAACAAAGACGAUUUUGCGGAGAGUCAAUGGAAUGUUUCACUCUCACGAACUUACUGCGAUUAUAGGGCCUUCAGGCGCUGGUAAAACCACACUGCUAAACCUGCUGGCGGGCUUUGGCGCCGUGUGCGAAUCCGGCGAGAUUUUGGUAAACAACAGUCCGCGAGAUAUGCGAGUCUUUCGCAAAAUGUCUCGAUAUAUAAUGCAGACUGAUGUCCUGGACUCACAGUUUACCGUACUAGAAAUGAUGAUUUUGGCGGCAAACUUGAAGUUGGGAAAAGAACUAAAUUUAAAACAAAAGCUAGAAGUGAUUGACGAAAUUUUGGGAAUGUUGCGCCUAAAAGACACCCUAAACACCAUGGCUCAAAAGCUAUCUGGGGGUGAGCGAAAGCGUUUAUGCAUUGCCCUUGAGCUGGUCAACAACCCACCUGUCAUCUUUCUAGAUGAACCUACAACUGGUUUAGACGAUUUAUCGAGUUCACAAUGCAUUGCCCUACUCAAAGUUUUGGCCGCCGGGGGGCGCACUGUGAUCUGCUCCAUCCAUACGCCAUCUGCCAAGAUCUUCGAGAUGCUCGAUGCAGUCUACGUUCUAGCCGAAGGCCAGUGCGUCUACCAAGGAAAGGGGUCCAACAUUGUACCUUUCUUGAAGAACUUUGGGCUUUGUUGUCCAAUAACCUACAACCCGGCUGACUUCAUUAUCGAAGUUGCUUGCCUUGAGUAUGGCGGGUCCUAUCACGAGCCAAUGGUAGAAGCCGUGGGCAACGGCAAAGUUGCGCGAUGGAGUCCUCCAGCAGUGGAAGGUGAAACAACAACAACCAAAACCGACACCACAUCGGGGGCAUCGUCGUUUUACGAAAGGGAUCAGUUUGACGAAGAGAUUAGCCCAAAACUUUUGGAGGCCAAAUGUAGCUGGUGGCUACAGUACAAGCUAUUGCUUGUGCGUAUGCUAAUCCAAAUGUGGAGAGAUAAGUCGUACAUCAAGCUUAAGUUCUACAUGAACAUCGUUCUUGCUUUACUGGUGGGUUCGCUCUACUUUGGUAUGGGAACCUCGGCCUCUAAAGCGCUUUUUAACUUCGGUUUCAUGUUCACCAUUGUGAUAGCAUACCUCUACCUUCCUAUGAUGCCUGUGCUCUUAUAUUUUCCCACGGAAAUCAAUCUGUUAAAAAGGGAGUACAACAACCAGUGGUACCGUCUGAGCUCCUACUACGCAGCAAUGGUUACCUCAAAGCUACCAUCUAUGUUUAUUUUGGCCGUUAUUUAUCUAUCCAUUGUGUACUUAAUGUCCAGCCAACCACUUGAAUGGUUCCGCUUUGCCAUGCUAUUUACAAUAGCUUUCGUAACGGCCCUAACUUCCGACAGUUUUGGCUUGUUGAUCUCCAGUAGACUGAGCUUAGUGAAUGCAAUGUUCAUGGGGCCAGUUCUCGCCGUGCCGCUGAUCCUGCUUUCCAUUUACGGCAUUGGGUAUGGCGGAGGAACAUACAUAUCCCCUCUUAUGAGGUUUCUCAUGCAUCUUAGCUACCUUCGCCAUAGUAUGGAAGGCCUAGUCGCAUCCUUGUACGACUACGGACGCGCCGACACAAUUUGCGAAGACACGGAAAUCUUUUGCUCAUUUAAAAAGUCGAAAGUUUUGUUAGCCUUUUUAGGAUUCGAAAACAUGCACUAUUUGUGGUCUCUAUCUUGCUUGAUGAGUUUUUAUUUGCUGUUCACCGUAGCAGCAUACUUUAUGAUUAGACUGCGACUGAAACACUCCGAGGUCAGCCCCAUUUUUGCAUAUGUCAUACAGCUGUUAACGAAAUAUUUUAACUUUACUUCGUACAAUUACUAACAUUAACAACAUGGGCGGUUUGACCUCGGUGCUAGAAAAAUUAUUUUAAGCGGUAUUUCAGGGGACAGUCUUAACCUCCCAUAUUAUUUAUGGGCUUCAAUAAUAUUAAUAAACUAUCAAAGUGAUAUUGGAUUCUGAAUAAAAGUUUAUGAUCAAGAAUACAAAUAUAAUCAAGGGAACAAUAAAUUACUAUAAUUCGAUCAUAUUGUUAACAAGGCAGAAGAAACACUACGAAUAAAUUAUUAAGUACGC
Molecule: messenger RNA, 4008 nt
Organism: Drosophila melanogaster (fruit fly)
Lineage: Eukaryota; Metazoa; Arthropoda; Insecta; Diptera; Drosophilidae
Exons: 9
Coding region: 1723-3756 (677 amino acids)
Biological process (GO): transmembrane transport
Cellular component (GO): membrane
Molecular function (GO): nucleotide binding; ABC-type transporter activity; ATP binding
Source: RefSeq, marked reviewed